Paraglomus brasilianum is the source of this 415-nucleotide messenger RNA. The record is from the annotation of a GenBank genome assembly. Lineage: Eukaryota; Fungi; Glomeromycota; Glomeromycetes; Paraglomerales; Paraglomeraceae.
AUGGAUAAAGCCUAUUUCGGAGAAAUGACACUUCGUGCCUUAACCCCUGAAUAUUUGGACUGGUAUGCUAAAUUGGUUGAAGUACCAAGUUCUUUGACUGAUAAAAUUCGUUUGAUCUUAUAUAGAGCAUAUAUGGAAGAGACUGGGCUCGAUCCCUGGGUAAAGCCUGAAUCUUCACGAAUCGAAAAGGAUGCUGAUGAUCAUAUCUUACAGGACAGUUUACCGGAAACUCAGAUAGUAGUGCCAAACAAAAUUUACACCUCCUCAAUUUCCAAGACUGAUCCAAACAAAAAACGCCUUUAUCAGUAUGCCAUCGAACAUGGAAUAAAUCCCAAAAAAUUUUCAAUCAUUACAGAGGCUGAAAAAAAUAGGUGGGCCAUGGGGUGUUUUCGUGGGGAUUUGGAAAGAGAUAUAC